This is a messenger RNA of Cynoglossus semilaevis (tongue sole), 1322 nucleotides long. Its product is annotated as RING finger protein 222. The transcript has a single exon. NCBI's taxonomy places the organism in Eukaryota, Metazoa, Chordata, Actinopteri, Pleuronectiformes, Cynoglossidae. The record is from RefSeq and is a predicted model, not a curated record. Bases 486 to 1103 code for a protein of 205 amino acids.
UUUCUGACCUUUUGUCUCAACAUUUCUUUAAAAUUGAGAAAUUAUAACAGCAUUACAGUUGCUAAGAGUUGAUAAUUGUUCGUUUGGCGUAGUCGAAGCGUCCACUUACUUACGCUUUUCCUCAGUGACCACUAGGUGGCGAAAAUGUCAAAAAUGAAAUCACCACAGAGCCUUUACAAUAGAAUAAAAGACCUUAAUAGGCAAAUAUAUUUCAUAUUUUAUGUAUUUAUUUAAUUACAUACGUGAAAUGUGAACCAGCUCGGCCACUUGAACUGCCAAUAACGUUUUCGGAGGAGAGUCAGUGAGAAUGCUGCAGCCACAGGUGGCAGGCCCUGUUCUUCCACCGUAGCCUCCACCCACAGCCAAAAGUCAAGUCAUGCUCUGACAGGGACAACAACGUGAGAGGACGUCAAGCUCGAUCAAUUAUUUCAACUUUUCAUUCGUCACCCGAACUAUUUGGCUGCUGUUUUGUUUUUUUGCCUCUUAUGGCAUCAUCCAAAGAAAACAACCAGCAGGACGCACAGGAAUGUCCUGUGUGUUAUGACAGUCUGUCCGCCAGUGAGAGGACAUUGAGCUGCGGACAUGUCUUCUGCCACGACUGCCUGGUCAAGACCUUGGUCAGCAUCAACGCGGACGGAAACAUCAGGGACACCAUAGCCUGUCCCGUCUGCCGUCAUCUCACCUUCAUCAAGAAACAGAAGGAUGCGCCGCCGUCCUCCUCGGCAGCCACGGACCCUCGUGCGGUCCAGACUCUGGAGGUCCCCAUCCCUCUGCCCGUGGAUCAGCCCCAGGGCGCACGACGCACUUCCACUGACAGAGAGGUGAAGUGGAUCGCGCGCUGUUUUGGGGGAAUUAGUGAGCGUUUGCGCCGACAGAGGCUGAUCUGCCCGGGUCAGAAUGCCUCCCAGAUCUUCAUCAUCAGCACCGAGGGCAGACCGAUGUCUGAAAACGACGCGCUCAGUGUCGCGCUGGCUGUGGUUCAACCCCAGAGACGACGAAGACGCAGAAUUUGCACAACAGCGCGGUGUCUGAUGGCCCUGCUCUGCGCCUUCACUCUUCUGGCGCUGGUAGCUGCGACUUUGCCCUGGAUUUUGUUGGCAUAAUCCAGGAAUGUUUCUGGGUUAUGACGUGCCAAUCUGAUUCUCGAUUAAUUGUCCUGCUGAUCCCUGUUCUGUGCACAUCGUUGUGCACGUUUUCAGUGGAAACGUACCGUUUUUAUAUAUGUGGGAGUCCAUAUAGGCACAGUGGGCCAAAAGGUUGGCUGCUCAUCGGUCUGUUCCAUGUGGGCGUCAUGCCAGUUACCGAUAUUUUUACAGAAAACA